AUGUUUCUUUAUUCUGCUGGAAUAUCCUUGAUCAGGGCUGCUGCUUCAGCUCUUGGCAGGUUCACAUUGGAGCCGAGGUCCUUCUCUUCAUGCCUAGGGCCUGGAGACGGUCACCACCACCUUCCCAUUGAAAGCCAGCUGCUCCCUGGGAACAACUUCACCAACGAGUGCAACAUUCCGGGCAACUUCAUGUGCGGCAAUGGGCGGUGCAUCCCCGGGGCCUGGCAGUGUGAUGGGCUGCCCGACUGCUUCGACAAGAGUGACGAGAAGGAGUGCCCCAAGGCUAAGUCCAAAUGCGGCCCGACGUUCUUCCCUUGCGCCAGCGGCGUUCACUGCAUCAUCGGCCGCUUCCAGUGCAAUGGGUUCGAGGACUGUCCCGACGGCAGCGACGAGGAGAACUGCACGGCCAACCCUCUGCUUUGCUCCACUGCCCGCUACCACUGCAAGAACGGCCUCUGCAUUGACAAGAGCUUCAUCUGCGAUGGGCAAAAUAACUGUCAAGACAACAGUGACGAGGAGAGCUGUGAAAGCUCGCAAGAGCCAGGCAGCGGGCAGGUGUUCGUGACGUCGGAGAACCAGCUCGUGUACUACCCCAGCAUCACCUACGCCAUCAUCGGCAGCUCCGUCAUCUUCGUGCUGGUGGUGGCGCUGCUGGCCCUGGUCCUGCACCACCAGCGGAAGCGGAACAACCUCAUGACGCUGCCGGUGCACCGGCUGCAGCACCCCCUGCUUCUCUCCCGCCUGGUGGUCCUGGAUCACCCGCACCACUGCAGCGUCACCUACAACGUCAACAACGGCAUCCAGUAUGUGGCCAGCCAGGCUGAGCAGAAUGCGUCGGAAGUGGGCUCCCCGCCCUCCUACUCAGAGGCCCUCCUGGACCAAAGACCCGCAUGGUACGACCUUCCUCCGCCGCCCUACUCGUCCGACACCGAGUCUCUGAACCAAGCCGACCUGCCCCCCUACCGCUCACGCUCCGGGAGCGCCGACAGCACCGGCUCCCAGGCGGCCAGCAGCCUGCUGAGCACCGAAGACAGCGGCCAGGGCCCGGGCCAGGCUGGCUCCCCUCCUCCGGAGAGUGUCACGGGGCCCAGAGACUCCGUGCCCAGCCAGGACACCGCAGAAGUCUAAAUCCGGCGCUUCCAAAGUCCAUAUGGGUUCAUCUGCUCUGACUUGUUACCAUCCUGACAACGUCCUCUCGUGGGAAGCUCCUCAGGGUGCCUCAAGGAGGGAUUUGGGGUGUCAGCUGUCUCUCCGUUCCCCUUCCUACCCCCCCCCCCCCCGCCCCAGAUUUCAGGGAUGUUCUUGCAAGGGAGACCCGACAUUUUUCUGGGCUCUUGGGUGACCUGAUGUAUUGUGCGUCUUGUCCGAGAGGUCACUUGGUCUUCAGGGCCUGGGAUCAUGACCUCACUUGUCCUGUCCUUCUUCUGUGACUGUGGCCUCUUGCUGGAUAGGCAGCCUGAGUUUGCAGGCAGCAGGCUAAGGCAGUAUCUGAGGAGUCCUCGAGAACGCAGCGUUUCUGGGCCACAUGGGAUGUUCAGAAGGGCAGGAGACACCAGACCAGGUCCUCUGGGGGCUGCUACCUUACAGCUCCAGUGGAGGUGGGGGGUGGGUGAUCCUCCAGGAGGCCGGCGUGGACGGCCACCCCGGAAAGAAUCCAGGGGAGCAGCAAAUCCCGCUCGCUGUCUCGUGCACGCCGUUCUGAGUCCAGCGGAGCAGCGGCCAAAAAGAGGAGACGUGGGCCAAGAGAUACACCCUUCAGCCAUCAGCAGGGCCCUAUGGGUUCUCUGAAUGACUCUGAAACCAUCUACUCUGAAGAGACCCAGGCUUUAAAAACUGGCCCGAGAACCCGCGUAUUGAGGGUUUUCUCUGGCAGCGUCUGUCCUCGGCCUCGCCCCAGAAUAGGCAGGGGGAUCCUGCCGUGUGUUCAUCCGGGGUCUCAGCUCCUAAAUUGUAGGUUCUCGAGAGCCUGCGCCUGCUUUGGUCCACAGUCCUUCCCUGGCUGUUGGACUGUUCCCCCUCCAGCCGUGACCUGCCCAGAGCCAAGGAAGGAGGACCCAGACUUGUAUUGGCCAAAAAUCUGACCUGGCCUCUGUCCCUGGAAACCACACGCAGCCUAUCUUGCCCCUUCACGCAGCUUUCUACCCCGGCUUCCCAGGUUACCUUAAGCCCCAGAAGUCGUUCUACCUGUGCAUUUGGACUUGAGGACACUGGUUGCUGACACUCACGAGAACCAUAUUCAGUACCUCCAGCCAGAGCUCCUGGCUCCGUGUGCUGCACACACGUCCUUUCCGAGG
This is a messenger RNA of Enhydra lutris kenyoni (northern sea otter), 2294 nucleotides long. RefSeq names its product low density lipoprotein receptor class A domain containing 3. NCBI's taxonomy places the organism in Eukaryota, Metazoa, Chordata, Mammalia, Carnivora, Mustelidae. The transcript is spliced from 7 exons. Gene Ontology annotation, molecular function: protein binding. The record is from RefSeq and is a predicted model, not a curated record. Gene Ontology annotation, cellular component: plasma membrane. Gene Ontology annotation, biological process: receptor-mediated endocytosis. Bases 1 to 1128 code for a protein of 375 amino acids.